GUCAAAGUGUCUCUGUAUUUCAGUGGCUCAGGGGCAGACAGCAGAAAAUUAGCGGUCGGCAGUGUGGAAGAGAACGUCGCAGUCGAGCCGACGAAUGACCCUACGGUUGAGCUCUCCAAGCUAGACGAAAUGCUCAACAGAAUAGUACUACCCACAGUACCGACAAAGGAAGUGCCCACUGAAAUGGAUCAGGCCAGAUGCAGUUUGGACAGUUUGCUCAGAAUCGUUACAGACGGAGAUUCGCAUACUGACGAAAAGGCUGGAAAACGGGAGCAGGGCGAUAUGCUGGCAGAUGCGUGUCCGGCAACGGGAGAGAGCACCGUGCUGCGAGGGGACAUCGGAGAAGGACUCACGUCGACACAUGUACUCGGCCACGUGGUCGGAUCUGAGGAGGAGGAUGACAGAGUUGCGGAGCUCGAAGUGCGUCCUGCCGAACCUGUCGAAGUUGAACAGAAUCGUACUCGUUUAGGAGACAAUGACGAAGACGAAAAAACUGCUCUCAGUGGGCUGCUCCUUUCGUUGGCAUCACCUGAGAAAUUCUCAGAAUUUCGUGUCGAUGCUGUGGAGAGGAGGCACCGUCACCGCCACCACCACCGGGAGAAAAAAAGUGGCAAGGAGUCAAAAGAUGACAGGGUAGAAAAUGUGUCGGAAGUAGAGGACUCCGACAGGUUACAAGCAGAGAUAUUACAGAGGUUGACCAGUGCUAGAAACCAUCACAGGAGUGGCAAAAAGAACCACCACAAGCACGACAAAUACAGAACACAACACGAGGCUCGAGAGUGGUCAGUUCCCGCAAAGCCGGAUCACUCGGAAAGUCAGUGUACUCCCGAGUCUGAUAAAAGAAACGACUUCCACAUUCCCAAAAUCAAAUCCUAUAGGAGUAAUCACGGACCGAGCACACCACCUGGGGAACCUUCCUGUGAAGCGUUUAGUCCGGUACAGUCAGAGUUUGAUGCUCCUAGGGCUGAAGGACCACGGGAGGCACUCGGUGACACUAAGGAUGCCGAGACUGAAAACAGUCCUACUGCAUUUGCACCGUCCACCCCCGAAUUGCCGAAUAGGGGAAACAAGAAGACUAUUCCCAUUCCGAGGAAGAAGGAAAACCGUAAACACCACUCGGAGUCACCCACAGACGAAGUACUCUCAGAUUCUUGUAGUAAAUACGAUAUAGUUAAUCCUAGAUUGAAAGAACACAGGGCAGACGAGGGGGACACCUUUCUGGAAGAGUACGUGUACAAAUCGUCUACCAGGAUGCACAGCCUCAGUUCCUUCGGCAGAGGAGAUCUGUUCAACCAGUCGAGGAAAGAAUACCGGAGGGAACACGGGAAGGCCCCGAGAGACGAAGGUACGCCUUUGGCAGAAGAUGUGGGAGCUUCGGUCACUUGCAGCACCAGACAGGAAAAUGGAAAAGGCCAGAGAAGAAGUCCCGUACAAAAUUAUCGACACGAAACUGUCCACCCGUUGCAACUUCUUUUGGAUGCUGCUAGUAGGGCUGACGAAAAUGGCUUUCUCAGUUCUUGUGACAGAAUCUCCGGCACAGACCCAAAUUCUCCGAGUUACCUGGACACUAAUUUGGACAAGAGGAAGUGCCAGGAUGGCGAUUUUACUAGUUCGGAGAUCGAUUCGAUCGGCACGAGCGGUAACCUCGGGACUGUGAGAAACCCCGACAGCCCUGUACGUGUUGAUGUAUACUCCACAGAGCAGCAGAAAAAAUCUUACAGUGACGCUCUGGGCUUCCCGUCGAGAGUCAACGGACGGAGAGAUACUCACAAGCAUUCAAAGAAAUCGCACAGAAAAGACAGGCUGAAGGACCACACGUCGAAAGUUGUAGACGGUAUCAGAAAUAAAUUUGACAAAAAAGAGAGUCGCCGUGAGGAAAACAGUGUACGCAUCUCUGCAAAGUACGGCCCUUCGACUGAUAUCGUAAGCGCAAUUUCGAGAUCCACAGUUAAUCGUCUCGACGAUCGAGUGGCAGGUGACGUCGAAGGUUUAAAUCACAAAUUUUCUCCGCGGUACGAGUUCCGAGACGACGAUUCUGUCAGGCAAACUAAAAAAGAAUUUGACACCACCUUUCCGUGUAGUAUUCCAGCAGAUACAUCCAGAACCCAAGUUGGAAAGAAUUACCAGAAUCUCGAUAUGCAGUCAAAGGGUGCAGCUCGAGAAUAUCCGAACGGAGAUAACGACGUAUCGUCGGUUCCCGACGAGGUACGGAGUCCACCACGGAAACGCCACCGUGACGAAACUCAGACGGCAGUCAGCAAGAAGCACUCCGUAUGCGAUGAUAAAUCCGAAUACGUGUCUCGUGAGCGUGUGGAAGUGCCAGAGGCUCACGGGGCAUCUAAAAGAUCCCACCGGGUCGAGAAGAGUUUCAGAGAGCACCACCGGCAUCACAAAAAACACAAGUGUGCUGCAGAACGAGGAACCCACAAUCAGAGCCCGACUUCACUGAAAGGUCACAGGAGGGAACACCACAAACACCACCGGCACCGCCACCGCCACCACCACCGCCACCACAGGAAAGAGGGAGAGACGGUCGAGCCGAACAGUGUGGUAGCUAACAGUGCCGAAUCUGAAGACCCGUCAAAUAAAUACGACAAACGGCAGGAAGUAGAUACCACUGUCGAAGAAAUAGGUACGGUACAAUCCGAAGAGCGAGUGGAACAGAUCGAUGUAGGUGGAGCACCUACGGAAAAGUGUGACCGGCAAGUGACGGUAGACACUAUUUUGUCAGACAGUGGAGUCGUGUCCAUCCCCGUCGAGAUACUAGUCUCGGGUGACGACGCCGACAGUAGCCCGAGGCGCCACGAAGAAAAACGUGUCCGCGAAGAACUAGAGGACAUGUUGCAGGUUCUGGAAGGUAGUGCCCGUAAAGGAGACCGCCGAGAAACUGCCGAAGCUGUAACUUCGGAGCAGGUUGCGGGGUUCGGUGGAGAGUUCGGAAUAUUUCCCCUCGGAGACUCGGCGGGUCAGCAGGAUGUUACGGGAUCGGGAGAACCCGUCGGGAUCGGUGCCGGUCUGGCGUUAGCCUCGCCUCCGCCACCGUUGCUACAGCGACAGCUACAGCAGACUUCCAGUGCCGGCGAGCUGACGGAGGACGAGAUCAUCGAAAUCCUCUCUGAAGUGGAAGGGAACAAUACGGUAAGGGAACCGUCACCACUGGUCACUCCGAAGAAAGACUUCCCCAGGAAGCAGCUGUCGGAGAUCGAGCAGGUACGGCCGUCAGUCGAGCCGCGAGUGCCGCCAGAGGUCCUGUCGGAUGCCGAAGACGAUCUCCCACUGUCACUGUCGGUGUGCCUCGGCAGCUUACCGCAGACGACUCCUGCUGUGGACGGAGACGUCCCCGUCGCCCGUUUCGGACCGGCCACUCCGACAGGCCCCCCCGUGCUACAGCCGUGCACUGUAGACGGACUGAACGGUGAACAGGUGUUGCCUCUGCUGCCUGCAGAACCGGCACCGACACCGCCUCGGCCUGACGUUAGAGGAGAAGACUGCAAUUUAGACGAGAAACUGGGUCCACCGACACUGGAUUUGAUAGCUGCACCUCGUUCCGAGGAGGUGGUGCCUGUUAAAGAGGAGGAACCUUUCAGUGAAAUACCCGUGUUGUCUCCGGCACCGGCUGUGACAGAGAAGGAAAUACUGGAUAUCGACAGGAAGAAUAAACACGAGAAGAGAUCGAGGCGACACUCGGAGUGUGGCGAAAAGCAGAAGCACGUCGUGCCACCCAUCUCGAUAAAGAUUACGUUACCGAUCGCCGAUAUUGCCGAUCCCCCCGCCGGUGCAGUUAAAUCGCAGAAGAAAAAGGAACGUAAAAAGCACAAGAAGAAGGAAAACGUGCUUCAAAAUUUUGCUUUGGAUAAUGCUACCUGUGUUUGCGAAAUGCCUGAGGUGGUUGAAGAGUCUGGUGAAUUAAUUCAGAAGGUCGAGGUGACAGAAGACACUGUAGAGGAGAUGCCACCCGUACGCCUACCGGAGGUGCUAGACGUGGCGUGCACCGACUCUCGAGUCCUCGGUAGUGACGAACGUUUCGAUCGGAGCGGAGAGACCGUGUGUGAUUUGACUGCAGCAGCAGGGGAAGGAGAAACUGUCGCAGAGACGGCACGUGUCGAACCCCGAUCGGAACCGGAUGCAGAGACAGAUCGCCAGGAGACUACAAAGUCUCCUAAGAAGAAGCAGUCCAAGAGCCCCCAGAAGCGCAGGAAAGACGCGCGUGCCGCACAGAACACGGAAGAUGCGGACGAGGCUCUGGCACGCACCAUAUCUGCCCCUAGGCCUCGCCGACUGGCGAAAGAGGUCGCUUUGAAGGAAGUGCGCAACCACUUCCUGAUAGACGGACAAUUGGAAGCUCUAAUAGGAGCCAAUGUUGAGGACGAGUUGUCGUUGCUUGCCGUCGACAGUGCACUUUUUGGAGUUACCGACCGACCUGAACCGUCUGGGGACAAGAACAAGCAGGAUAAGACCGGUUCCGGGCAAGGGGAUGCAGAAGCCGGCGCACCUGCGAAAGCCGUACGUCCCGCCGUCGCUCCGACUGAGAGUGUCGCAGCCGACAGGCGCAAUCCCACAGCUACCCGCACUGUGUCGUCGUCGGUCACCGAUCAGCGCGGGAGGAGGAAAGCCAGGGCUGACAUCUCGAAGACGAAUCGUGUUACCGAAGGUGAGGACACAAAAAGCAGUAACAGAGAAAUGGUCGGCCGAGAUGUCAAAUCGGAGAAGGCGACAGGCGAGUUGACGGGGGAUGAGAUAAGUGAGCUGCAAAAGGUGAUGGACAGAGCCGAAGAGCAGUUGCCUUCUACACCUUUGAAGCGAGCCUGCAGUUCUCCCGGAAAGAGCCCCGAACCGAAGAAGAAGGUGAGGAGAGUCAAGGCAAAAUCUGGAGUCGUGCCGAUCACUAAGUCGGAGAUUCUGCCGAGUGCACGAGAUGUAGUGCCUGCUGUGAAAACUGUCAAAGCAGAAACGCAGGCAGCAGUUCCGAAAGCAGACAAACCGAAGAUAUCUCUCGGAGACAAAAAGGUUGAGGAUAAUUGUGAGACAGAGUGCAAGGUGACACCGGAGGUGACGAACAAAGUGUACGUAUCCCCCAAAGGAUCUCCCACGUCCCCGACCCUCCCAAAAGUGCCGCAUACGGACGACAGGAGUUUCCGCUCGUUAACUGUGAGGGAGAAGCGAUCGACUCGCUGCAACCUGUCGUACGAGGAGAUGUACACGUCUUCCGACGUGACGAGCGAGACGGACAAUAGUCAGGAGCUCCCUGCGGAGGCGGGAGCCGGCCGUGUGGCGGGUGGCGGCCAGGCGGCGCUGCCGUUCCCGCCGAGGGCGAGCAGUGAUGACAGUGACGAGUCGGACGACAGCGACGGUGACGACAAGCAGAGGAAGCGGAAGGGAUCCAAGAAGAAGGUGACCGCACCGGAGGCUGGCACUUCUGUUUCAGGGGUGCCGAAGCGACGGAGCAGUACCGGAUCGUCGAAGUUCUACUGCGCGGCCUGCGACCGGCACUUCACGACGGCUUACAAUUUGGCAAAGCACGCCCGCUCGAACAGGCACGUCGCACGUGCCAUGGCGCGCCUGCCGAUGGUGGGUGUGGAGCAGAACCCGGGGCCGAGUGGAGGCGGGAAGCCGCAGACCGGGGCUACGUCCCCGCGUUCGGAGGCGGAGUCGGACGGGCGGCCGCAGGUCGCGGCGUCCGGAGUCGUAGUGGGAGGAGGAGCGGCGCGGCCGGCACCGACUGCGGAACGACCGCCCACGGCGGCGAAUGCCACGUCUGCAGACAGCUCACUCGCAGACGUCGCGGAGGAGUCCGAGGGGGAAAUCCUCCGCAACCAGGAAUCCGGAUGGGAGCGCCGCGUGUCGAUCCAUAUGAGCCUGUGCGAGAUCCUGCGAGCCAAGGGCGACGACGCCGUCAAGGACCCGGCCACGCCCCUCGCAGACUCCGCACCGGCGACGGAAAUCACGACCUCGGGCGCCGCCCGCGCGGACAGCGUGGCGAGCUCUGCGGACGACCCGCCGCUCAGCACCAGUGACGAUACCACUGCGUCUUUCAAGGUGCGCGAUGCGGAGGCGGUUCCUUCGGACACGGGAUCGGUGUGGCCAUCGCCCGCCACCACGACUGGGACCGGAGGCGGUGAGGACAGUCCGGCACCCCCGGCGGUGCCUCCCGUGACGCAGCCCACAGCGGCGGCGGCGGACGGCCCCGUUUCGUGGCACCCGCCGGACUGGCCGCAAGCCGUCGCCUGGGGCCAGAGGGGCUACGACUCCCCCGCGACGACAGUGCCGCCACCGGCGGGGCCGUGGCCGGACGCGGACUCCGCUCCGUGGGCGUCGGUGACUCCUCCGCUGCCGCACCAGCCGACGGAGCAGCAGGGCUGCUGGGAGAGGGGAGCAGAGGUGGCGUGGGGCGGAACUGCCGCCCGGGACGCGUGGGGGCGGCCGCUGCAGCCCGCCUGGGAGCGCGAGAGCGGCACCGGCCUCGACUCGUUCAUGGACUCCUUCAGCCAGUCGCUGCAGAUCCUGGGCAGCCGUAACGCGGACGACGCGGCGGGUGUCGGCGCAGACGCGGGCGCUGUGCCCCCGGACGCCUCCACUGUCGCACUGCCGUACCCCGUGGCCGACCCCGCGGGGUUGCGGGAGCUGCAGAACGCGAUGGGUGCCACGGACGAGGAGAUGGCCAUCCUGCAGCAGCUGGGUGGAGCGGGGCCCAUUUGGGUGCCCAUCAAGGCCGAGGCGUCAGCUUCAGUGUCCGCGCCCGAGGAAGAGUCUCUGCUUCAGGAAGAGGAGGAGGAGGCGGACAUCGUGGACCUGGACCAUCAACGGACCGCCCCGGAGGCUUCAGCUGCAGACGUCACCCGCAGAGGCGGCGACAGUGCGGCCGUGCCGGCGGGGCCGGGCGGCGAGGCACCGACGGGCAUCGAGAAGGCCGUCCCGGAGACUUCCGCCCGGCGCACUGGGGCCGGAGGUGCCGCGCCUGUGCCACCUGUCGUCGGCUCUGUCAAGGUUUUCCCCGAGCCACAGUAUCACCGAGCCGCCGUUCCCCUGUCGCAGAGGCAGUACGGAAUGCGGCCGGCGCGCGGGGCCGGCAGCAGUGUGGAGAACCUGCUGGCGGCAUACGAGGCGAAGGAGAUGGUGUGCCCGUCCUGCCACCGCUUCUUCCUGGGGGUGUCGGCCCUGCAGCAGCACGUGCGCGUGGCGCACGACGGCCGCGUCGGCCCGCCCCCUCUCAAAAAGUCGAGGGCGUCAGUAGCCGGGUCUUCGGUCUCUAAGCGCCCCGGCGGGUCCAUUGGCUGGCCGGUGACAUCCGGCACGGGAGUGGCGGGUGCCGGCAGCGGCUCGUCAGAGUCUGGCGCGGCUGCCGCUGCCUCGGCACUGGGCACGUCCGCCGACUCGCCGCGCAGGCUGGCCUGCCCACACUGCCGUGAGCUGCUGGCAGGGAAGGACGCAUUGGCUGCCCACGUCGCGGAGGAACACCCGGCCAGCAUGACGACGACCGGUUCCGCCGCGUCGACGACACCGCUGGGCUGCAGCGACGAGGCGGAAGGGCUGAAGACGCACAUCUCGACGGCUCUCGGCGGUCUGCUGGACCGAGCCCUCAACAACCUAUUGGAGAGAGGACUCAGCCCAGGUGCCUCUGCCCACCUCCCCAGCCUCAACCAGCCGACGCUGAGCCUGCUGCAGAAGCUGACGGCACGCCGCCCCGCGACGUCGUCCGCGUCCGGAUCGUCGACGACAACCGGCCGACCGGCCCCCGUAUACAACACGGAGCUGGCCAAGGAGAUGCGACGGCAGAUUUCUAAGCCGCGCCCCACGGGACUGGCGCUGCUGCGUGCGACCUCGAGUGCCGUCGGCAUGUCCGACUCGCACCCCUACGUCUGUUUCUAUUGCGAGAGCCGGUUCGAGCAGCAGAGCACUCGCAACAGACACAUGGUGCGCACGCACAAGAACGAGAUGAUCUGCUCCAAGUCGAAGCAGGCAGAGCCCGAGAACGAUCCGGAUGAUGCGUCUGGUGGUGAAGACUCUGACCACAGUUGGCGUGAACCGAGCCCCACCAACUGGACAUCCGAGACACCUGGCGGAGACAUGGGAGGUGAUGGUGAUUUCCUAUGUUCAGAUUGCGGCAUCAACUUCGGCACGCCACAGGAAGUACUGGCGCACCGCAAAGCGGAGCACAGCCGGCCCGAGCCCCCGCCGCAGGAGUCGUCGCCCGCACAGGGCAGGGGCCGUAACGGCCGCGGCAGGGGAGGUGGCGCGUCGGGCCGGGCCGCGCCCGUGUCGCCACCCGACGGGGAGACUAUAAAGCGGCAGGCGAUGGCGGCGCUGCGCGAACUGGGCGCGCAGAGCCGGCGGGGCGGGGGCCGCGGAGCCUCGCAGGCCAAGUGGGGCAUGCGGUUCCCACUGGCUCCGGCGUCUGGCACGGAGGGUGCCGUCAAGCUGGAGAAGGGGGCCGCCUUCAGCCUGCCACUGGUCCGCAAGGCGAGCGGCCCGGGCCCGAGAUUCGCUUCCCUGGAGAGGAAGCGCGGAAAGAAGGCGGGAGCUGGCAGCGGGGGUGACGAAGCGUCACCCGGUCCGUCGCCGGCGCGGCUCGACGUGUACGAGUUCGCCGACGAGGAGACGUUGGCCGAGCGACCGGAGCUGCAGAGGCGGCCGGCAGGGGGGGCCGCCGUUGCCACUCCGGACACCACCGUGGGUGCCGCUUCCACAGCCGAGCUGGCCGAGGAGAAGGAGAACGGUGCGAAAAGUGUCGAGCAGACCACUGCGUCUGAGCUCUCGAAAGAGGAGGCAGUUCCCCGGUCGGAGACGGCGGGAGGGGAUGCGGUCGAGGGUGACCGGCCCUCCACCGGGAGACCCCAGCGGCGCGAGAGGCGGCGCAAGUCGUGUGCAGACUUCCCUUCCGACCUCAGUGACGUACUGGACGAGUCCGACAGUGACGGCGAGCCCCGGGCCACUCCGGUCGCCCGCACCUCCGCCGCACCCAGGGGAGGUAGGCGGCCGAGGCGGGGAGCCGGUAGGGGGGGGGCCCGGGAGGGGCGGAGCCGGCUCUGCGAGACGGCGCGGGAGGGGGCGCGGAGGCGGCGGGGGGAGGAGGCCGGCACACACGGCUCUCGCUGUUACCGGAGCUGCCCCGCCCGCACCGGUCGCAGUCUCGGCGAGCAGCGACGACGACGAGGGCGACGGCCCGGCCCUCCCGCCGGCCAAGGUGCCGUGCAGAGCGACGACGCCCGACGACUCCAGCCAGAGCUCCUGCGACGUGAAAGGAGCGGCGGCCGGCCCCGUGGGUGCCGCGGCCAGGAGGCGCCGACGCCGUGCGAAGUCGGAUCUGCUCAUCUCGGUGUUCCGGGCCAAGGCCCGCCACGUGUCAGUUUCGGCAGCGGCCGGAGCCGACAGCUCGGAGGACGGCACUGCGUCCGGCGGUGUGGAGCCGCCUGUCUGAUAAGCGGCCACUGGGCGUAUACCUCCUGCAUCCUCUGUCAUAUCUACGGCAGUGUAAACUGGCUUCCCUGCUACGGCCCCAGUUGACGCCAGAUGCUGUCGACGUUGCUCUCGAGACACUUAGUGCUUCGAAGUGGUGACAUUUCUGUCAGAUGUUGAAACGCCGUAGUCCUUUCGUGAUAGUAUGAUAUUGUGUUACGGAUGGGGAGACACAAUAAGAGCAUGUACUAAAUUCUCUCCCGACCCUCAGUCUGUGUGUGACCGAGUAACAGUACAAUAACUUUUGACCAGGUCGCAUUGCGUCGGUGACACGGUAGACCUCGGCAGUACUUGCUGCUCGUAUAGUGCGGACGAUCGGGAUACCUACUGCAGAGACACACUCGAACCACUGCCAGUUUUUUUGUCGUAGUCAUCGUGUGCUCGUAAAUACUCUCGUAUCCCUUUUAGUAACUUUAUAGGUUCUCGACGGGACCUGUUCGUGAAUGGCAAAUUUCACGCCCCUCUAUUUCGUGUCAGUUUCAAGUAUGCCACUUCUUCUCUGUGCAUCUCUGCAACCGAAUUAAAUUAAUUUUUCCAAAAGGGUUAAUGUAACAGAAAUUACUGCAUCCGCUCCAAGUGUCCAUUCUAACUGACUGUAGAGGUAUGUGAAAUUUGUGUUCACUCGUGUGCCGUGCGACCUUAGCGCUUGUUACAUUUUAGUGUCAAUUUGUUAUGUUGUUCACAGUUGCUCAGGUUUAGUUGACGGUGACAGUUCAGUGCAGUUCAAGAAAUUUUGGACUUUUGGAGAGGUAUUUCAGAAGUGAAAAGUGAAAGAGUAGUGCAGAUACAGUGACUGGUUUUGUACCUUGUAUGUGGAAGAUGAGAGCAGAACGUGUGGACCUGCUAUCAAAACUGCCAAUAUAGUGCCUUUUUUUCCCGGCUUCAGGUGGAAGCAAUUUCGUGUACACAUUAUAAUAGCAGAAACUGGUAUUGCGAUCGAUUUAUUGCUCGUGAAGUGUGUCUGAAUGUGUAAUGUGUGUCUCUCUGUAUAUUCCACAAAUUGAAAAUGUCCAGUUACGUGAUCUCUUAGUUUUUUUAGGGUUGUGCGUUGUUUGCAUGUUGCAGGAUGGUUCUUUUGUUUCGUACCGUAUCGGUUUGUGUUCUAGUGUAUUGUUUCGGUAUUGUUAUAUUUUUUACUUUAUUCUGUUCCUUGCAUGUGUUUCUCUGGGCACUGAGACGUGUGCACAAUCUUUCCUACCUUGUCUCCAGUCGUUUACUACACGAUAUAUUGAAUUGCCUGAAAAAAUUUUGCACUGCCAUUCGACAGAAUAUAGUGAAACUGUAUGUCUCUGUGGCCAUUCUUAACAUGGAUAAAUUACAUGGGAGACCCGAGAGAGAUCGUGUGCUGCUCCGGUUUGCACUUUAGGUAAUCGACUCUGCCUCAAAUUUGUCCGCUGCACACGUCAGUCGCCCGGGGUCGCAGGAAGCCAGCGGUUUCCGUCCCUGCCUGCCAGAUUUUUCAUCUCGUGCAGUGACUUUGCAUCGGUACUAGAACAAUGUACGGCAGCGAGCUACGUGCCAGAGUACUCUGUUGCCAGCUGUUGAAAAAUUAUGUCGCGUGGCCCCUUUUACGUCGAGUCUGAUUAAUGUGGAAAGUGAAAUUGAUCCGAAUUGGUGGCACCACUUUCUGGCUGGGGGCGGAAUCUGCGGGGUUCUGGGGUGCUUUUUGUAGUCGUCCUUUGUGCUGAACAGCAUUCUCAAAUGAAGCCAAAUUCCUCUAUGUAAAAGAUGUCUAUAUGAUGUAUAUUUAGGUAUAUGUUAUAGAGUAAAAAGAUUUAGUACAAUUUAUACUAUUAUUCACUGAUGGAAUUUCAGUACAUUAUGUACAUAUAUAUAAAUACAUACAUAUAAAAGGAAAACAUAUAUAUAAUAUUGAAAAUUUGAAAUAAAUGACGGAGCCUAUAUAUAUACAUAUGUGUAAAUUAAUAAAGAGUGUUAGUGCAUCUUCCA
Molecule: messenger RNA, 11403 nt
Organism: Schistocerca serialis cubense
Lineage: Eukaryota; Metazoa; Arthropoda; Insecta; Orthoptera; Acrididae
Product: pneumococcal serine-rich repeat protein-like
Exons: 16
Coding region: 130-9501 (3123 amino acids)
Biological process (GO): regulation of transcription by RNA polymerase II
Cellular component (GO): nucleus
Molecular function (GO): DNA-binding transcription activator activity, RNA polymerase II-specific; RNA polymerase II cis-regulatory region sequence-specific DNA binding
Source: RefSeq, a predicted model, not a curated record